This is a messenger RNA of Salarias fasciatus (jewelled blenny), 1560 nucleotides long. RefSeq names its product methyltransferase 22, Kin17 lysine (gene mettl22). Gene Ontology annotation, cellular component: nucleus. The transcript is spliced from 13 exons. The coding region runs from base 217 to 1395 and encodes 392 amino acids. The record is from RefSeq and is a predicted model, not a curated record. Gene Ontology annotation, molecular function: protein methyltransferase activity. Gene Ontology annotation, biological process: protein methylation. NCBI's taxonomy places the organism in Eukaryota, Metazoa, Chordata, Actinopteri, Blenniiformes, Blenniidae.
GCGGAGCGCAGCCAGUUUGUGAGCUUCGAAUAAUGAGUUAUUGAGCUCCACCGAGCAGCUCCUUAUAAGGAGACAUCCUGAAAUAAAUCAACUUUAGCCUGCUGACAUAAUGCAAAGUCAACCUGAUAACUAAUAACACAUGGGUACCAGGAAGUGUCUGUCCCUCAUGUCAGGACCCCCCUCCCCCUCCUCCCUGUAGACCUGUAGAGGAUCAUCAUGGACCAGAUGACCUUCCACUACGACACGGUUCUGUCGGACGUGCACAUGCACCGGCCCAGCUCCCGUCACCUCAUGACCCGCCUGAACCACAUGGGCCAGCCCGUGUUUGUGUCCAGAUUCAGGAUCCUGACAGGAAGAGCUGCUGAGCACAAAGCAGGAAGUGGAUCAGAUGGAGAGGAGGAAGAGGAGGAAGAGGAGCAGGACGGGACGGUGCAGCUGGACGAGGACGGAGACUUUGAAGUGACGCAUCGACCUCGGAGGACAUCAGUGGCUGGAGAAGAUCGAGAGCUGGUCUGUCCCGUCAUCCUCAAACAGUCCGACCCAGAACCUGAACCAGAACCAGAACCGGAACCAGACCAGGAGGAGAAGGAGAAGGAGGAUGAAGAGGAGGAGGAGAAGGAGGAGAAGGAGGAGGAGGCUCGCUGCUCCAGAGACGUCAUCACAAUCGAGCACACGAUGGCCACCCCGCUGGAGGACGUGGGCAAACAGGUCUGGCGGGGGGCGUUCCUCCUCGCGGACUUCAUCCUGUCCGAGCCGCAGUCGUUCAGAGGGGCCACGGUCCUGGAGCUGGGAGGGGGGACGGGCUUCACCAGCGUCGUCAUGGCAACCGUCGCCAAAACCGUGUACUGCACAGACGUUGGAGACGACCUGCUCAGCAUGUGUGAGAGGAACGUGGCGUUGAACCGACACCUGCUGGAGCCCAAAGGAGGGGAGGUGAGAGUGAGACGGCUGGACUGGCUGCAGCAUCACCUCUGUACAGACGCCGACACAGAGUUUAGUUGGAGCGAGGAGGAAGUUUCUGACCUGCACGACAACACGACGUUCAUCAUCGCUGCUGACGUUUGCUACGACGACGAUCUGACCGACGCCUUCUUCCGGACGCUCUACAAACUGUGCAGCAACUUCUCCCGCCCGUGCGCCGUCCUCAUCUCCAUCGAGAAGAGGAUGAACUUCACCCUGCGGCACCUGGACGUGACGUGCGAGGCCUACAGCCACUUCAGAGCCUGCCUGGAGCAGCUGCAGGCGCUGCAGGACGGCCGCUGCAGCUUCAGGGUGGAGCCGCUCACCUCCAACUUCCCGCAGUUCCUGCUGUACGAACGCAUCGAGCACCUGGAGCUGUGGAAGGUGACGUCCACUCCGCUUCCUGCUGGACUUCAGGAGGAUUCUGGGAGCUGAAGACUAAAGACGAGAGUUUUGAUCUCCUCUUUGUGUGUGUGUUUGAGAAGAAGUCUUUGAAGCAUGAAACCAGCUUGAAAGUAUUUUUUACAGUAUUUUUUUUUUGUAGUGAAAUCUGCUGUUUGUAAAUUCUAUCUAAUUUAUUAAAAGGGAUCUUUGUACCUG